ACCUAUAGCACUACAGUCUGAAGUAACUACUGUCGGUUUCUUGAGUUAUGGCUGGUGUUGUGGCUAUGGCUUCUGUCAUUGAGGACUUUGACACCCAGCCUUGCAAGAAAUCUCGCAAAGAUGGGAGCAGUUCCGUUGUCAAAACGAUCACAAACUAUUUCUCUCCUGUGCCGAAACCCGUGGAGAAACCUUUUUCUCCUCCUCGCUCCAACAACAUCAUGGACUACUUCAGCAGAAAGGCUCCACCUUCUAAAGAAAAGACAAGUCCACCACAGCAACCUAAAGAAAACGACCAAAAGUCUCAGUCUGCAGAAAAACAAACCAGGUCAGAAAUGAGGAAACAGACCUCCGAGAAACGAAAAAAAUCUUGCAAAGCUGCUAAAAAACUUGUUGCUGAAAUUGUUAAUUUGACUGAUGAGGCGAGCUGCAUGAUUGUAGAAGGAACGGAUGAUAACUCUGCGGUAGAAGCCGUUAGCUCGACACUUGGCAGAGAUACAGCAGUUCAGUUAUCAAAGCUUAGCGCUGUGGCUUAUGAAUCGGAUAUAUCAGACCUCGCUGAUGCUAAAUCUGUUAGUGAAGAGCAGAAUGAAGAAGAUUCACCUCCAGACUGUGGCUCUAAAUGUGAAAAUAAUGUCAAACAGGAGACGGAGCCAAACACUACUGAGUUAUCCACAACUGUUCCUUCAAGAGUUAAAAUAAAACAAGUUAAAACUGCUGCACGAAACGCUAGAAAGAGACAACAAAAGGAGACAAAGUCCCCUCAAACAGAGAAAAAAGAAGCAGAGGGGUCGCUGUGUGAUGAUAGCAUGGAGGUCAACAUGGAUGAGGCCUCUCAGUUGAACAUCAGCACUGUGACCAUUUCUUUUGAGGAUUUUGUGCGGAGUCAAAACAAGGUGGAAGAGGGUCUAAAAGAUGACAAGGCCAAAGACUGUGAUGGUGAAAGCUCAACAGAAGUAGAAGAAUCAAAGCAUUUAGACGUCACUAAAUGUAAAGGUGGUGUGAGUCCAGUGGUGCCAUCUGCUCAGAUCUCGCCUCGAACCGUCACCAUCCAGGCUGAGGUGCAUGAAGUCUCGCCCAAACAGGAAGCAGCUAAGGCUGUGGGGAAGGUGGCUUCGAUUUUUAAAAAGAAAAACGCCUCUAAUAGCCCUGCGGAGAUCGUCUCAUCUCCUCACAUUAAGGAACACCACAGUCCAACGCUUUCUUCGACCACAAAACAAAAAUCAAAUGUGGUUCUUCAAGAGGAGGAUCUGGAGUUGGCUGUGAUUGAGAGUGAAUCCACUCCGAAGUGCAGCGAAGCAGAGAGGAAGCAGUUCAUGGCUGCCUUCAAACAGCCCAGCCUGGACGGAGCCAAAACCAAACCUGUGAAAAGCCAAGGCAAACCGAAGCCGGCUGAAGAGGAGGCUGCAGACAACACGACAGAAGAGGAGUUUGUAACCGUUCCUUCUGAUGACGACCAAGGCUCUCAGAACAACAAGGCAGCUAAGAGGAAACCUACGAAAAGAGGGAGGAGCAAAGCUAAAAAUGUAAAAGAGGCAGCAUCACCUGCUGGCUCAGCUGCCGAAGAAACUCCAGUUAUAAUCAUUGAAGCUGAGGACAAAAAAGAGGAGCCCCCCGUCUCCUCCAGUCCUUCAGCCCCGGCACUGAGGAGGUCCAGACGAGAAGCCGUGCUCAGACAAACACCCGAAACCACCAAAACAUCCCCUGUGAAAAAAACCAGGAGUCAAAAAGAGUCGAAGGAGGACGUGGCUGCUGUUUUACCUGAGGACAGUCCUGUGAACAUGUCCACCGCAAAGAGACGCAGGUCCAAACAUGGCGUCUUCGUAGCACAGAUGGUGAGUCCACCAAACGCCAAAGAAAGUCCAAUCAGAAUAAAAUUUAGCAGAGUUCAUAAAAAUUCCACCUCUAAGGCUGAAAGUGGAAGUAACAAAACGUCGACAAGUAAAACGUUAAAUGAGUCCAACAAAAGGAAGCAGGCAAAGGAGCUGGUGGAAAAAGCCAAAAGGAUUCAGCAAAGCAAGAAAAUGUGUGUGGAGAAGGACGCAAUAAGGAGAUCAUCACGAGUCAAGACCUCCAUCCAGAGGAGCUACUGUGAAGAUGAGGAUUCUUUGAUCUGCGUUGAGGACCUGACCUCCACUCCUCAGGGUUCACCAGGAAAAAGUAAAACCCAGAAACCUUUACGCAGUCUGAACGACGUUCUGGGCAAAGUCAAAGACACCAAAACUGUCGCAGGCUCCAAAGUGGCCUCACUGAGCCAGGAGACGUGCUCUCGGAGGGCGUCUGCUGUGGUCUCUAUCUUUGAUGAGAGCAGCCACGAGGGGUCAGAAAACUCCCAGGAUGACGAGCAGUUCAGGGCACGCAGGGAGUUCUUGAAGAGCGGUUUGCCCGAGUCCUUUAGAAAACAGAUAGCAAAGGUCGCCGCCACCAAAGAGGCGUACUCCGUCUCCUCUUCCUCCUUCCAGACUGUCACGCACACAACACAGCCCCCAGAUGAUUGUCGUCUUUGGAGUCUGCCGUGGCCCGAGUCUUCCCUGCUGAGUCAUCUGAAGGAGACGUGGAGCCGAACUUUGAACCGACCUCCAGCUGUUGGUGGCUCCCUCUGUGUGAAGACAGUACCAGCCUAUAGAGUGGUUUAUGAAAAGGGGUCGGGCUGGAGGCCUGAAUUCUCUGAAAGUAUUCGCCAGCUACUGGUGGAGGAGCUCAAAAUCUCCAACUCUGACUUCCCCGCUCAGAUCUUCUUCAGUCGUUUCCUAAGGCGACGUGCCGAGCAUCAGAGGCAGUUCACAGCUUCAGAGCCCGAAGCUGUGGCCAAAGAUAAGACGUGUACGCCACAGUCUGCUAAAUCUGUUGGGAGGAAGAGGAAGAGGACUGAAGAUGAGAGGGAAAGUAUGAUGAAGAUGGCUGAAAAGGAGAAAUCGAACCAUUCGGUGCAGAACAUCGCCACAGCUGAUCCACCUAGAAGAGGGAAACGAAGUCUGAGAUCGAGGGAGAAAAAGGAGGAGGAGUUGAAGGAGAAACUCAGACCUGCUCCCGUCCCAUCUGAAGAUGAUUGUGUUCUUAUCGUGGAUGACCAGAUUUUGGAAGAGGAUAUUGGAAAGAAAGAUGUGGUGAAAGAGGAUUUGUUGUGGACGGAUAAAUAUCAGCCUCAGCUCUCCAGUGACAUCGUGGACAACGUUGCUGCAGUGAAGAGGCUCCAAAGCUGGCUGAAGGAGUGGAAACUUCGUACAGACAGAGAAGAGAGAAAAAAUCAGAAAGACAAGAAACGAGAAGAAGACGGCAGUGACUCAGACUGGGGAGAUGAGGACUCUCAGGAAAUGGAGGACAUGUUGUGCAACACAGUUCUCAUCACAGGACCCACUGGAGUGGGAAAAACUGCUGCGGUCUAUGCUUGUGCUCAAGAGCUCGGCUUCAAGGUGUUUGAGGUGAAUGCAUCGUCUCAGCGGAGCGGUCGUUUAAUACUGUCCCAGCUGAAGGAAGCUACUCAGUCCCACCAGGUGGACAGUCAGGGGGUCAGCGCCUACAAACCCGCCUAUUUCAGCAGCUACGGAGCAAACGGCAGCAGCAGCUCUGUUAAACCAGGAAAUUGUUCAAGAAAGGUUAAGUCCCCUCGUACGGUGGUUUCCUCCCCCAGGAAAACCCCCCAGUCACCGAGGAGUGCUAAAAAAGGAGGCCUGGCUCCAACCUCUUUAGCUAAGUUUUUUAAAAUGGCUCAACCCACCUACACAGAGCCACCGACAACUACAGGAAAAGAGGAGAAAGCUCCUUUGAAGAAAGCCAUAAAAGGAAAUGAGAAUGGUGACAAAACCAACAAUGUUACGAUGAAAUCUCCCGCUGCCGGCAGCACUAAAGAGAAGACGAGCAAGGAGCAGAACAAGGCGGCUACGUCACUUAUCCUGUUUGAAGAAGUGGAUGUUAUUUUUGAAGAUGACUCAGGGUUUCUCGCUGCCAUCAAGACGUUCAUGAGCACCACGAAGAGGCCCGUCAUCCUCACUACCAGUGAUCCUGCUUUCAGCAAGAUGUUUGAUGGAAGCUUUGAAGAGAUUAAUUUCAAAACUCCCUCGCAUUUGAAUGUGGGCAGCUACCUGCAGCUGCUGUGUUUGGCUGAAGACGUCAGGACCAGCCCGGCGGACGUCGGCUCUCUGCUCAGGCUCAACGCUUGUGACAUCAGGCAGAGUUUACUGCAGCUGCAGUUCUGGACUCGGAGUGCAGGAGGUUGUCGCUCAUCAAGGCCGCUGGCGCACGCUGCCCAAAAUGAAACUGAAGAGGCAGCUGACGACUCAUGUGUCUUACCUCCCUGUGACACCGGCUGCACCGAGAGCAAACUGGGCCUGCUCAACGUUGAACCCCAUAAAAACAUUUGGGAGCUGCUCAGGAGCCAGAGUUUGAUGGAGGAGGCGGUUUGUUGGGAACUUCUGACAGACAGCCGGCGACGAGGAGUUGAUCUUCUCUAUUCCAACAUGGAGACCCUCCUACCUCUACCUCUCACACAGCUGGCUACCUCCAGACUCUCUAAACCAGUGCCCCAAACGUCCUUUUCACAAGACAAUCAAUCUGUUGUCCCAACACAGCAGCCGAUUGACAGCUCAGACGAUAGUAGUCCAGUCAAAGUGUCCAACCGAAUGAAGAGGAAUAAAAAACGGCGCCAUCUUUCUGAUCGGGACGAGCUGCACUCCGAGUCAGACUCUGAAGACGGAUUUCCAUCUCUCUGCAAACCGCGGAACGAUCCUCAGAAAGAGGAAGUUGAAGCCAGCGGUGAUUCUGAAACUGUAAAAAGGAAGGUGCUCACUGUAGAGGACAGAAGAAAGAGUCUUCCAGUUUCUCAAUGUCUUGAAUCGUUAGCAGACUUCUGGGACAACAUGUCCUAUGUGGAUUCAUCACUGCCUUUUCACCAGACCGCUCACGCAGGAACGCCGCCGGCUAGCGCCGUCAUUAAAGACGGGAUGUCUGAUGAGUCAAGGGUAGAGACGUGCAGAGGGAGCCGGUUGACAGGAGGCCGUGUUUUGGAGAUCCAGGCAGCUGUGGAGGCUCUGAGCUUCCAGAAGUGUCGGACGUCAGUGAUCGAAGCCUGGGAUAAAGUGCAACUACUAACGGGGGAGCUGGGAAAAGAGGCUGCGGCAGAGCUAACGCUUCCUGUAGCUGCACAUCGGGAAGGUUGCAGCUUCACUCAAGACGCCCUCUGCCAUCCACAACUCGUCCAGCGGAGGAAAGAAGCAAUGGAGAAUCAGACGUUCCAAAUGUUCGACACUCUUGGCAACAGAGAAGCGUUUGCUCUGGAUUAUCUGCCCACCAUGCGGACCAUCUGCAGGUCCGAGCAGCUGAAGGAACAAGGAAAAGUCAAGCGAAGGUUCCUGCACUAUCUAGAUGUGAUCCACUUGGGUCUUGAGAAGAGCACCCUGCAGCUGCUUGCUGAAGACUUCCCCUGAUCCACCGAGGCGUUUUCGUA
Messenger RNA from Nematolebias whitei (Rio pearlfish), 5440 nucleotides. It is a transcript of the gene atad5a, whose product is annotated as ATPase family AAA domain containing 5a. The transcript is spliced from 22 exons. Gene Ontology annotation, cellular component: nucleus. NCBI's taxonomy places the organism in Eukaryota, Metazoa, Chordata, Actinopteri, Cyprinodontiformes, Rivulidae. Gene Ontology annotation, molecular function: DNA binding; DNA clamp unloader activity; ATP hydrolysis activity. The record is from RefSeq and is a predicted model, not a curated record. The coding region runs from base 48 to 5420 and encodes 1790 amino acids.